This is a messenger RNA of Echinostoma caproni, 150 nucleotides long. NCBI's taxonomy places the organism in Eukaryota, Metazoa, Platyhelminthes, Trematoda, Plagiorchiida, Echinostomatidae. The record is from the annotation of a GenBank genome assembly.
AUGGUCGAAGGUGGGUGUCUAGGGUUGCAGCUGGUCACCGUUCCCUUACACCUCGCGGAAUGCGCCUAUACGCUCAAGCGUCUUAAACAGCCUCUGCUGAGGAAGUCUUACUCACUACCUUCUCGUGGUGGUGUUUUCCCACCAAAGUGA